AUAAAUUUGAUAGCCAGCUUGAAACUGCCUUCAAACUCUUCCGAGAGCUCAAGAGUCAACACUUCGCCAUUGAAACGCCAAUGUUUUACAACUUUGACGGUUCAUCGCCAACAAGCCAGGAAAGCAGAUCAUAAUCAGUCCAAAAUCGUAUGAAAAUCAUGCCGAAAUCCUUCCUGGUUCGAGUCCGCAAGGGGCUUGCAGAAAUCUCUCACAGCGCGCCUAAAGAACUCAAGAUUCACGAAAGUCAUGUUCCACUCAUUAUUCCGAAGUCAAACGAACAAUGGCUAUUGGAACAAAGAGCUUCAGUAAUUGUAAACGCAUCUAGUCAAAGGAUCGGUCAUCCACCCGAAAGUAAAUCAUGCACCAAGGACAUGAAACACUUAUUUAGCCAUGAAGAUAAGCUUUUCGAGGGAAACGAUAAAACGCGUGCGUAUCGUGAAAACGAGUCUCACAAGUCCGACUGUCAUGACACAUACGCGUGCAACACGUGUCAGAAAAUGUUUUGCACGCCGCACGGUUUGGAGGUACACGUGCGACGAUCUCAUGCGGGGAAUCGACCGUACGGCUGCUCCACGUGCGGAAAAACAUUUAGUCAUUACGUGAGCCUAGCGCAACACAGGAAGACGCAUUCAACUGUUAAAAUAUUCGAAUGCAAGACUUGCGGGAAACAUUUCAAGCGCUCCUCCACCUUAUCUACGCACAUGCUGAUCCACGCUGAUAUCAGGCCUUUUUCUUGUGAUUACUGCGGGAAGAGAUUCCAUCAGAAGUCAGACAUGAAAAAGCACAUGCUCGUUCACACGGGCGAGAAGCCUCAUAAGUGUCGCCAGUGCGGCAAGUGCUUCAGUCAAUCUUCUAAUCUCAUUACGCACAGCCGUAAGCAUCUGGGAUUUAAACCUUUCGCUUGUCCUACGUGCAGCAGAGCUUUCUAUCGUAAAGUGGACUUAAGGAGGCACAGCCACGUUCAUCGACUCAGUUACCACAGCAACGGUAAAACUUUCGGAGAGCUAUGCUUAAAUCAGACCUUACUUAUUUCUACGUCGCCUAAUUGAAGAACUAGACAGUAACUAGUUCAGAUCUCCAGUAAUUUGACCGUACUUUGGGAUACUGAUGCAACAAGAGUGUCAUUACUUCUGAACAGUUGCCUUGAUUGGCUUGUUAAGAAGGAGUUUUAGUCUGAUAACAUUUUACUUAAAGUAUAGUAGUAUUAUCGCUAUGCCUAUGGCUUAGUAAAUAUGACUUUAAUAUCACAGUUUUCUUCGAGAAACUUGAAACAAAAACCCAGGACGUUUUCUUUACAUGUAGAACUUUCCCAAUUUGUGAGCUGUUAACGAAAACGAAUAAGCACAGAAAAUUCCCAUGGCUUGGCCCUUUGAAAUAGAUAACUAAUAAGUAACUCGCGCUGCUAAUGCAAUGUUUUCCUUAAUUCAAUUAAAUACAAAAAUUAUGUGUUGAGAAAUAGAAUUCCAUGUUAACUUCACCCGUGGUCAUCACGUGCCGCAACGAGUUAAAACAAAUUGACCUGCGUUUAAGCUUACGCAAUUUUUUACAUU
Molecule: messenger RNA, 1550 nt
Organism: Stylophora pistillata
Lineage: Eukaryota; Metazoa; Cnidaria; Anthozoa; Scleractinia; Pocilloporidae
Biological process (GO): regulation of transcription by RNA polymerase II
Cellular component (GO): nucleus
Molecular function (GO): DNA-binding transcription factor activity, RNA polymerase II-specific; RNA polymerase II cis-regulatory region sequence-specific DNA binding
Source: RefSeq, a predicted model, not a curated record